This is a messenger RNA of Guillardia theta CCMP2712, 2037 nucleotides long. RefSeq lists its product as hypothetical. The record is from RefSeq and is a predicted model, not a curated record. The transcript has 14 exons. Gene Ontology annotation, molecular function: protein binding. NCBI's taxonomy places the organism in Eukaryota, Cryptophyceae, Pyrenomonadales, Geminigeraceae. Bases 1 to 2037 code for a protein of 678 amino acids.
AUGUCAUAUCUGCGCUAUGAUUCUUACUAUGGCGCUUCUCGCCCCCAAGCGCCCACACCCAUCGGGGGCGUUAGCCCUCCAGAAGAGCGGUACCAAUCGUAUCAAAUGCAAUACCAGGUGCAGCCUCAGCCAGAGCCAACGCAGUUUCAAGCAUUUCAGUAUCAGCCGCAGGUCAGACAGUUCACAUCGCCUUCAUACAUGCAACCACAGCCAGUUCAGCAGGUUCCGAGGAGCCAGUCCUACGGAUACGAUAGGAUGGCCUCAUAUCAGACAGGCAACUAUGCUUAUGACCGUCAGGUCCCUGUAUCGCAAAUGCCCGUCGCUCCAGCUGCACAACCUGGGCAGCCUCCCGUGAACGUUCAAUCCUCGUAUGUCCGAAAGGAUGAAAGUGCCUUGUCAUUUGAGCGCCCUAAUGUUCUUCUACCUCAACCUACCAUACAUAUGAAUCAGCCCUCCUUCGUUCAACAGCCUCGCAACGAUGAUUUGUACAGUUCCCAGGAUCGAAGAGCUGCUCAGGAAUCUGGUUCAUACAGACUUGUGUCAAGGGAUGAAGGUUAUCGUCAAAGCGACCCAGUUCAACAACCCAGCGAUCGUUCCAACCUGUUUAGUCCCUCUGGAGUACAUGAUCGCAUCAGUACCUUUUCCCCUUCCGGAGACAAUAGAAAUAAUGGCAUGACAACCCCAGUCCAGAAUGAAAUCCACAACGACGACCGAGCAGCGGCUCUGCGUCAGUACGAUCGUCAACGAGAAUAUGCACAGUCCGAUUUGUUGGGAAGAAGACCAAGCGAAGAUAAGAAACAGUCAAUCUAUAAUCGGCCAAUCAAUUCUGCACCUUCUCCUGCCCAUGAGCGUCAUCAUGAAAUCAACCGGAUGGCCAAUGCGACACCCACCAACGUGAUUCCACCCAGUGCGUCACCACUUCCUACCUCCGCUUCGAACUCAACAGGAUUAGUGGGGAUCGGCAUUGUUUUUCAACAGAAGAACGAUGGAAGAAUGUACAUCAAGUCUCUCAUUGAGGGUGAAGCUGCCUCUCUCGCUGAACCACGUCCGUUGGAGGGCGAUUGCAUUAUUGGAGUAGAUGAUAAUCCAGUAGAAUUUGGAUGUGAUUUAGCCAAGCUUAGAACAUUCAUCAUUGGCAGACCUUCAACAGCUGUCAUUCUUCGAUUGAGACGAAGCCCAGACCUCGAAUAUCAGACGAUUAUCAUCCGUGGGAAUAGAUCAGCAAGUGUUGCGCGAAAUCCUACUUUUGUGCCACAAAGCAUAAGCAAGGCACCUGUGCAAAUUGUGGAGCCAGUUGCUCAACAGAUGGCUAGACCCUCUAGGACACCCUCUGAGGGAUCCCGAUAUGAGAUCAACUCGACUCCUGACUCAAGCCUCAAUGUCGCGAAUGCUGAUAACCAAUCGCUGUAUGGCUCCAACUCGGGAAUCAAGGCUAGAUCUGGCAUUCGUCCUGAUGAAGAUCCUGUUGAACGUGCAAGGCAAGAUCUAGCGAGAGCUCGUGCCCGGCAAGCCGAAAUUCAGGCACAAGCAAGCAUGUAUACUGCUGGCACUUCUGGACUUUACGGCAGCAGGGAGAGAGCAGAAGAAUCGAGUUCAUACGGCAUUGCCAACCGCGGGAUUUCCAUUGCAGCAUCUCGGAAUUAUCCGGUGCCUGAGGCCUCCACACGUAGUCGUAGCGCGGACCCACCAGCACGGCGAGGGAGUGACGAGGCAUCCCGCCGCCCAGCUUCCAGUCUCGCAACCGCCAUGCAACGACUUCAGGCUGAGCUGGACGAUAGCCGUCCUCGUUACGUUCCCAAAUCCAAUUUGGCUGCGAUGCCCGAAGGAGGUUCCUUGUACAACAGUCGUGAUGGAUCUGCUCCAGCUGAGCAGCCUGUACGAGAUCUAGGAAUGCAGCGAUCUUACGACCGGGGAGGCAUGGCGGCUAAAUAUGGCAAUCAAGGGGGAUACACUGCUGGGAUGGCAAGACCAAAUGCUUUCUCGCCCACGUACUCGCAAGAUAUUUAUGGCUCUGCUGGCUCGCGAUACGGCCGUUGA